AGUGUAACUGUUGCUUUCCCGUUUACAGGGGCAACCGCGAAACCUAGAAGGGCUCCCAGAAACACGCAGAGCGCGAAAAUCUCAUAUACCGUGCGCAAUAUUCGAAUUAGUACUUGGAAGAGGAUUACGUCUUUUGAUUGUGUAAAUAAAUUAGUGGUGUUGGUGAAAGUUUUGGAUAUUUGUGUAGUGAAGAAGUGUUUUUAAAGGACUGUGUUAUUUGAGUUAGGAUGUUAUAUAUUCAUCUAUAUCAGCAACACAAUGUUUAUUUAAAGUAUCCUUGAAACACCGUUGAUACAAGUCUUAGUUGUCCAAGCACGUACACUCAUACACCGAACGAAGAACAAUAAAGUGACUUUAAUUAGGCUGACCAUGAUGGAACACCGAUAGAGCCGUUAGAUCGUGAUUAAAAACAUAACGAACUCCCAUUUUAUCAGGAGCGAAAGAUUGGGAUACAAAAAACUCCGUUGAGGAAUGCUUUCAUACCGUCAUGCAGAAGCAACGUCGAGAGUUAGGCCUGAAACGAUUUUGGUCAGCUGUAAAAUCUUCCAAUAGUAGUUCUGGUUCUCAGUGUGAUCCCUGUCCUGAAGACUCGCCCAAUGAAGAAACAAAACCUCCUCAUUGUUCAUUACCCUUGCUACAGGUUUGGCCCAGUUCAGAUUCACCACGGGGAGAAGCUGAUGGUCAGAGUUUUGUCUUUCCAGUAUGUGCAGAAGAUGCAUCAUCACAAAAUUCAACGUGUAUGGACAAUAUAUUACACAAUGACUCUGGGAUUGAUUCGGAUCAGGUAUCACCUUUACCCUCGACGGCCGGUACAUCUACAACUCCGCUACAAUCACCAACCCCCAGUCUUCGACGACCCAGUAGCUCUUUGCUUCACCCCGACCAUGCAAGACUUUUAAGACUUUAUCCAAUCAUAUCACCACCACACAGUUCUACUGAAGAUCUAUCAGAAAUUAAUACUAACGGUGGCAAUCCAGUAAUAUCACCGUCAUCAUCAACAACCUCUUCACUUACAUCAAUAGCAGCUGCAGUAGCAGCUAACAAUACGUCAAGAGCCAGUGAUAGUUCGGAUAGUAGACGAAGGUCAUCAACGAUGACAGCAAGGUAUUCAAUAUUUGAUGCACUGGACUUGGAAUAUGCUCUGCUAAGGGCUGCCGCCAGGGGAAGCGUAGGACCAUAUUCGUUAAGUGAAAGUUUACAUAAAUUAACAUUUACACAAAGUCUGGCAUUUCCGGCAUUAGCACGAGGUUUGGCUGGUAAAAGAAGACGAUCUCAGCAGAACCAUGCUAGACGGCCUUUAAACCCCAAUGAAAGUGGACUUAAUACUUUUGCGAAACUAGUGACAGCUCUGGUACUGGUUCUUGUUAGUGUUUUAGUUUUUGCAGUGGUUUAUAAAUUUGUAAGGACGUGAGGUUUACUUCUAGCUCCUAGUGGGGCUAGACAGGGCAGCUUUACUUUGAAGAAUUCUAGUGAUUCAAUUAAAAGUCUUACAGAAAUUACAUAAAUAAGAUAUAAAUGAAUAUAACAAGGAAGUUGCAUGUUCAUGAAUUAUCACUUUAACCAUUUGGCGAUGACCAAAACCAAUGCUAUCAAAAUAGAAACAGAUAAAUGGUAUUAAACAUUGUGUCUGUGAUGGUUGUUAUUUUAGAAGAUAGAAUAUAUUUUGCUAGAUUUUUGUUUUAAUACCAUUGUCUCUGAAAGGUUAAAGUUUUGCAUGAUAUAAAUUUUAACAAACUUGACAUAUAAUAAAACUCUAAUAUUUUUUAUAAUAUCAAAUCUCUGGUGAUCACGUCAUGUAUGUAAUUAAAUUGAAAUUUUUUUUCAUCUCUCUUUAAAUAUUUACCAGGGACAAAAGGGAUUGCACAUUUAUUCGUUAAAGUUUCCGGCAAACAUAUUUGAAUAGAUCUAUUUUAUUUAUACAGUGCAGAUGAAUGAAACGCUUGAAUUAUUAUUUCAGAAACUACCACUCUGUAGUUGCCUCGAUAAUUAUCAAAGACAAAAAUUUAUUACUCAGUACAUUUUUCAAUUUGUAGAUUACUAGAAUUAGUCUAGGCAAGAUCUGUUUUGGAUUGGACAUUUUCCAUAGGAAGCUAUUUUUUGCUGGAAUCCCUUCAGGAUGUGCCCAAUACCGAUAAUCACGAUAUGCGCCAGUCGCAAGCCCUGUGCUAUAUUUUUUAUUUAACAAAAUCUGAAAACAAUUGAAAAUUUCUCAUUUUUUUGCUACUAUUUUCGUUUAUAAUUCGGAAAAUAUUGAUCCUAGAGAAAAAAUUAUAAGAAAUUAAAAGUUACGUAAUUCAAUUUUACACAAUAUUUCGUUAGCUAUAAAUUGAAAAUUUAAUGCAUAUAAUUUAUUACAUAAUUUGCAUUAUAUUUUUGCAAUCCAGUCUACUGAAAAAAAAUCGCAAAUUUUCAAAUUUAUAGUAGGUCGUAAAUAAGGGCCUCAGAUAGUUUUUUUACAUAUAAAGAAAAGCUCAAACUUUCAAACUCUUUUUGUAAAAUUCAAAUCGGUUCACUAGGAGAGCCUAAAAAUUUUUUUUGAAAGUUUUAAACAUUUUUUAAGCUUAUAAACAAAUUGAAUAACUUUACGAGCUUUAAACAUAUCAAUUUCAAAAUUUACACACUUAAAAGACGCUUUUAAAAAAAAAGAUACAUUCGGCUUACUGGUUGCCGAGAUAUUGUCAAGUACUUUUUAUUUUUUACAUGAAAAGUUUUACGUAAUGCGCUUCAUGGCAACAUCCAUAAAAAAGACAAAUAAAAAAUUAUUUUCGCGUAAAAUGUUGCUCGGAAUGCAUGAGAGGUGGUGGUGGGGGACAUUUACUCGAAAUGUGAAUCAGCGAGAUCAAAAUCAUAGCGCGCGCUAAAAAUUGUAUUAUCUCGGCUUCUUAUUAACCAAUAUUGCGCUUUUUUUUUGGGUGGCUAUUGCCCAUGGACAACUUCGCGUUAUGAUGACAUCUUACAAACCACCUUACUGCCUUAUCUCGACGGCCGACGAGACGUCCUUUUUCAGCAAGACAACGCACGUCCCCAUAUUUCUCGUCAAACUAUGGACUUCCUCCAAGAAGAUGGCGUUAAUGUUUUGCUGUGGCCGCCCCGUGCUCCGAAUUUAAAUCUUUUCGAACAUGUAUGAGGUAUAAUGGAAAGGAAACUGCCCACUUUGCACCAUCUUACACAGUUAAUACAUGUAGCUCAAGUUGCUUGGAAUGAGGUGCCACAAGUAGAUAUUGAUCAUGUCAUUUUGUCAUUGCCUAGACGUACGAGUAUACAGGAGUGUAUUCAGCUACGGAGUCGCCAAACACAUUAUUAAUUUGUUUUUGAUUACUUGUUAAUUAUAAUGGACUGGCAGAACCAGAAACGAAGAAGUUUUUCGACGAAUCUAUCAUUCAACGAACAUUCAACGGACAUCAACGAACUCUAUUAAAUAUUAUUAAGAGGCGUAAAUUAGAAUAUCUUGGACAUAUAAUCAAAGGACCAAGAUAUGAGUUCCUUCGGCUAAUUCUCAACGGUAAAAUCGAAGAAAAGAAAUGGAUAGGACGGAAUAAACUCUCUUGGUUGAGGAAUUUGCGGCAGUGGACAGGUUUGACAGCGGACCAACUGCUACACGUAGCGCAAGACCGAGAUAAGUAUAACAAUAUUAUAAGCAUGGUAGUGGCCGACGUUCCGUAGGGAUAUGGUACUCUAAGAAGAAGAAGACUUGUUAAUAAACAUUCUUGACAACGUUGUUUUAUUCUUGAUGUAAAUCUACCAUGUUGCCAAAAAAUUAAGUUCAAGAAAUUAUUCCUUCUGGUUGUAACACUAAUGUCACUGAGUAUAUUUAUAUUGUGAUGUUUGUUUGACAAUAAAAUUAUUUUUGAUAGAGUCGAUUCAAGUUAUCCAUAUUACAAAAUGAUAAUUUUGCUAUUAUUCGAAUUAAUUCUUGGGCGGGGCUAAAAAACGGUUCCACACAUUUCUAUUUUGUAUAUAUUUUUCCCAUAAGAGAUUGGACAUUGUUUUUUUUUUAAUUGUUUGAAUAGCAAAUAGGGACUUUUGGUUAUGAACAUUCAUUCUGUAUCGUAUGGUAAUGUGCGAUUGGUUUUUGUUUUUUAAUAAUGUAUGUUAUUCACUUUACACACGUGUAUCUACAUUGUAUGGCGUGGUCAUUUUGGAUUAAAGAAAUUAAUCUUCGUAUGAGAAGAUGACGUUUGUAUUUUAUUUAAUCUUUCUUUCGAUUUAUAUGUUGGAGAAAUGUUUGUACAUAGGAAUAUUCUAAAAUAUAAUAUUCUACUUCUGUAACCUUUUGUAAAAUAAAAAUACUUCCAAUUUUAUUUAAUUUUGUAUCUAAAUAGCCACUUAUUAGAAAUAAAAUACCCAUAGAAAAAAAUAAUAUAAGUAGGUGGGGCGGAAAGUGUUCGGGAGGGUUGGUCCACCCCAGGUGUUACCCGUUCGGUGACACGCGAGAGACCCUAUCACAAAACAGUUUGUAACUUUACUUACUUUACAAUCAAAAUACAAUUCGAUAUUAUUUUGUGAGCAUAUAAAACAACAAUUUUUAAUUUUUUUUUCUGCUUCCACUAGCCGCUGGAAAGUGCUUAUUAAACACAGCAAAGCAUGUAUUAAACAACUUUCUACAAGGCGUUGUAGUGCUAAUUAUUCUGCAGUUAAUGUUCCUUUUUUCCCUGGCAGAACAUUUUGGUAGUAUCACACAUUAACAGACCGUGUGUUGUAAUGUGUUCUGUUAAUUUGGGGUGGUGUUGUUACCGCAAUUGAGGAAUUAUGUCAUCAAUAGGAAAAUUUCCGACUAUUCCGACACUGUUAGUGCCCAAGCAAACCCCCCCUAUAGAGAAAAAUUCUAGGUGCGCCACUGCGCCACUGCAGCAACCGAAUUACAACAAAAAUACAAGGAGGAUUUGGAAAUAAGUAAUUUACCCAAGAAUGUGUUCAUUUAAAGCAUUUGUUAAUGUCUCUCCCCAAUUGAAAAUAGAUACUCCUUUAGAAUUGUUACAGGUUUUGACCUGGACCUGACCAACAUUUGAACUUCUUAGCAGUUUAAUCCAUUAACGAGGACCUGCUAAAUAAAUUAAAUAGAAAUGAUAUAAUCGAAAACUUCGCUUCAGUAAAAGCAAGAAAACAAGCUUUUCAAUAGUAAGUUACCUGUUUGAAUGUUAUUAGGUACAUUUUAUAUUUUACCUUUUGAAGAUUGCCCUUAAUUUUUGUUCUUGUAUUUUGUUAAGUAUUCAUUUAAGAUUGAAACCAAAAAAAGUUGUUAUUGUUUUUCUUAAUUUAAUAAACUUAUAUUUAAAAUAUAUUUUGUUGAAUUGAAAUAAGGAUAAAAAAUAUUUUUGAGCCUGGUCACGGUAACUGUAUUAGCAUCGGGCGGCACACUGUAAUAAACCGGCACUAUUUAACAGGUAUUCUUGAUCGUUUUCCUUGCCGUAAUAGCGUGUGAGGGUUGGUAAAAGAGAGGUUAGAAAAUUUAAUGUCUUCCGCAAAGAUGACAGGUUGAGAUGUAGUACUCUUUCUUAGCCAAAGGGAGUGACAGUGAACCACGGCUCGCGUAGGCAGGCCGCGACCUCUAAGUAGACCAAACUUUCUCGGGAUGGUAAAAUGUAUCUACCCGCCAUUUUAAAAAAUUUUCUUAAUAUUUUCCGAUAUCAGAAAAUAUUAAUUUAUACUUUAAACUUUGAUGCAGCUUUAUGAAUGAAAGUGUAGCUAAAGGACAUAAACUAAAUAUGUGGCUAUUUAGUACAAUAGUUUUAAAAGUCAUUAAAAAUAUUUUCAGUUAAAUUCCUGCAAAAAUAUAUCAAAAAAUUGCUCAUUAUUUUUAAGUUACAAAUAGUCAACUGGUCGAUAACUUUUUUAUUAGGUAAUAACUGCAAUUGGUAAUAAAAUAUAUUAAUCGUAUUUAAAUUUGUAACAACUUACCUUCUUGUAUCAUAAAAUAUCAAAUGUACCAAAGCAGCUGCCUUAAAAAUAAUAAUAUUUAACAAAACUUUCUGCUUAAAAAACUUGCAAAUCAAGAUAUCUUUUUAUUAACUAUUGUUAAGAAAAUGUGUGGUUUUGGAAUUAAAUCUGAAAUUGUCAGUUGUUAUCAAUAAAAACUGCAUAAAUUU
Diabrotica balteata is the source of this 6086-nucleotide messenger RNA. The record is from the annotation of a GenBank genome assembly. NCBI's taxonomy places the organism in Eukaryota, Metazoa, Arthropoda, Insecta, Coleoptera, Chrysomelidae.